AUGUUUGCAGAUGAUAUCUUGGUGUUAUUUCCACUUUUGGCGCGUUUAGCUCGCAGCGCCCGAUUUGACUACCGAUUUGGAGUUUGCUGUCGCUUUUCAGAUUUAGUUAGCAUUUUCUUUAGCUCUCCGUUCUUCUCUCUUAGAUUACUUUUCUCUCUUUUUUUUUUAACCUUUUUCCCUCUCUUUCACUCUUUUGCACGCUUUUCUUUUUCUUUCAUUAUCUCGUUCUUUUUUUUUUUUGAUUAUUUUUCCACUCUGUAUUUCAUGCAGUCUCUCUUUUUCUUUAUUUUCUUCUUCAUCUCAUUUCCUUUUUUUCGCCUUUCUCUCUCCCCCACUUUUGACCAGUUUCUUUCCUUAUCUUUUAAGCCAUUUUUCUUUCUUUCACAGUCUUUGCACCAGUUUCUUUCUUUCUUUUUUUCUUUCUUUCUUUCUUUCUCAUUAACAUAUCUCCUGAUCUUCCUCUUUUUGUUCUUUUUUAUUCCCCCUUCAGAGUCCGCUUUCUUUCUUUCUUUCUUUCUUUCUUUCUUUCUCAUUAACAUAUCUCCUGAUCUUCCUCUUUUUGUUCUUUUUUAUUCCCCCUUCAGAGCUCGCUUUCUUUCUUUCUUUCUUUCUUUCUUUCUUUCUUUCUCAUUAACAUAUCUCCAGAUCUUCCUGUUUUUGUUCUUUUUUAUUCCCUCUUCAGAGUUCGCAUUCUUUCUUUCUUUCUUUCUUUCUUUCUUUCUCAUUAACAUAUCUCCUGAUCUUCCUCUUUUUGUUCUUUUUUAUUCCCUCUUCAGAGUUCGCUUUCUUUCUUUCUUUCUUUCUUUCUUUCUCAUUAACAUAUCUCCUGAUCUUCCUCUUUUGUUCUUUUUUUUCCCCUUCAGAGCUCGCUUUCUUCCUUUCCCUCUUUCUUUCUUUCUUUCUUUCUCAUUAACAUAUCUCCUGAUCUUCCUCUUUUUGUUCUUUUUUAUUCCCCCUUCAGAGCUCGCUUUCUUCCUUUCCCUCUUUCUUUCUUUCUUUCUUUCUUUCUCAUUAACAUAUCUCCAGAUCUUCCUCUUUUUGUUCUUUUUUAUUCCCCCUUCAGAGUUCGCUUUCUUUCUUUCUUUCUUUCUUUCUUUCUUUCUUUCUUUCUUUCUUUCUUUCUUUCUUUCUUUCUCAUUAACAUAUCUCCAGAUCUUCCUCUUUUUGUUCUUUUUUAUUCCCCCUUCAGAGUUCGCUUUCUUUCUUUCUUUCUUUCUUUCUUUCUCAUUAACAUAUCUCCAGAUCUUCCUGUUUUUGUUCUUUUUUAUUCCCUCUUCAGAGUUCGCAUUCUUUCUUUCUUUCUUUCUUUCUUUCUUUCUUUCUCUCUUUCUCAUUAACAUAUCUCCUGAUCUUCCUCUUUUUGUUCUUUUUUAUUCCCCCUUCAGAGUUCGCUUUCUUUCUUUCUUUCUUUCUUUCUUUCUUUCUUUCUUUCUUUCUUUCUUUCUUUCUUUCUCAUUAACAUAUCUCCUGAUCUUCCUCUUUUUGUUCUUUUUUAUUCCCUCUUCAGAAGCUCGCUUUCUUCCUUUCCCUCUUUCUUUCUUUCUUUCUUUCAUUAACAUAUCUCCAGAUCUUCCUCUUUUUGUUCUUUUUUAUUCCCCCUUCAGAGUUCGCUUUCUUUCUUUCUUUCUUUCUUUCUUUCUUUCUUUCUUUCUUUCUUUCUCAUUAACAUAUCUCCAGAUCUUCCUCUUUUUGUUCUUUUUUAUUCCCUCUUCAUUCGCUUUCUUUCUUUCUUUCUUUCUUUCUUUCUUUCUUUCUUUCUUUCUUUCUUUCUCUUUUAAAUCGUUUGUUUUUUCUUUCUUUCACUCCAUUUCUUCUUUCUUUCUUUCUUUCUUUCUUUCUUUCUUUAUUUCUUUCUCUUUUGAACAAUUUUCUUUCUUUCUUUCUUAA
Molecule: messenger RNA, 1887 nt
Organism: Acanthosepion pharaonis
Lineage: Eukaryota; Metazoa; Mollusca; Cephalopoda; Sepiida; Sepiidae
Source: the annotation of a GenBank genome assembly